UUCUUCAUCUCAUUUCUGCUACUGGGUAUCAUUUAUUUCUAUACAAAGUUUAUUCUUUUUACUCAAAAAUUCCUUCUUUUUGGUCCACUGAUUUGGGAUUUGGUAUAUCUGUAAUUGGUUAAGUUAAAUCAUGGCGAACAUAGACAUAGAGGGAAUCUUGAAGGGAGUUCCAGAUGAUGGGCGAGUUCCUAAAACCAAGAUUGUUUGUACUCUGGGUCCCGCUUCACGUUCAGUCCCGAUGCUUGAGAAGCUUUUGAAGGCUGGUAUGAAUGUUGCUCGUUUCAAUUUCUCUCAUGGUACUCAUGAGUAUCAUCAGGAGACUUUGGACAAUCUCAAAAUUGCCAUGCAGAACACCCAGAUCCUUUGUGCCGUUAUGCUUGACACCAAGGGACCUGAGAUCCGAACUGGUUUCCUAAAGGAUGGAAAACCUAUACAACUACAGGAAGGUCAGGAAAUUAUUGUAAGUACUGAUUACACCAUCAAGGGUAAUGAGGAAACGAUUUCCAUGAGCUACAAAAAGCUGCCUGUUGAUGUGAAGCCUGGAAAUACCAUCCUAUGUGCAGAUGGCACCAUUACCCUUACUGUUUUGUCAUGUGAUCCAAAUGCUGGAACUGUGAGGUGUCGUUGUGAGAACACUGCAAUGCUAGGCGAGAGAAAAAAUGUCAAUCUUCCUGGUGUUGUGGUGGAUCUGCCCACACUAACAGACAAGGAUAAGGAAGAUAUCCUCCAAUGGGGUGUUCCAAAUAAUAUAGAUAUGAUUGCUCUAUCAUUUGUCCGGAAGGGCUCAGAUCUUGUCAACGUUCGUAAGGUCCUUGGGCCCCAAAACAAGCAUAUACAGUUAAUGUCAAAGGUUGAAAACCAGGAAGGAGUUAUCAACUUUGAUGAGAUCUUGCGUGAAACUGACUCAUUUAUGGUUGCUCGAGGUGAUCUUGGAAUGGAGAUUCCAGUUGAGAAGAUUUUCUUGGCACAAAAGAUGAUGAUAUACAAGUGCAAUCUUGUGGGCAAGCCUGUGGUCACUGCAACUCAGAUGCUUGAGUCAAUGAUCAAAUCUCCCCGGCCAACUCGUGCUGAAGCUACUGAUGUUGCAAAUGCAGUUCUUGAUGGCACAGAUUGUGUUAUGCUUAGUGGUGAGAGUGCAGCUGGAGCAUAUCCAGAGAUUGCUGUGAAGAUCAUGCGUCGAAUUUGCAUCGAGGCAGAAUCCUCGCUUGACUAUGCGGCUAUCUUUAAAGAGAUGAUAAGAUCAACUCCUCUACCUAUGAGCCCAUUGGAGAGUCUUGCGUCAUCAGCUGUCAGAACAGCUAAUAAGGCUAGAGCAAAACUCAUUGUUGUGCUAACACGUGGUGGUACCACGGCCAAGUUGGUUGCCAAGUACAGACCGGCUGUUCCAAUCCUAUCUGUCGUUGUUCCAGUCGUGACAACUGAUUCAUUCGACUGGACCUGCAGUGAUGAAUCCCCAGCAAGGCAUAGCCUGACAUAUAGGGGCUUGAUUCCUAUCCUGGCAGAAGGAUCUGCAAAGGCCACUGAUGCAGAAUCUACUGAAGUGAUUUUGGUAGCUGCUAUGAAGUCAGCAACAGAGAAGGGAUUGUGCAAGCCUGGUGAUUCAAUUGUGGCACUUCAUCGUAUUGGAGGAGCUUCUGUUAUUAAGAUCUGCGUAGUGAAAUGAAGUGGACUAUGCAAAUACCUUGAAUAGCUUCAAGAGGCAGUAAGGCCAUGGAUUUUAUUAUAUGCUUUGGAAAUCUCUUUAUGCUUAUGCUAUGGUACCUUAGUAGUAGUGGAGGAUUCAAAUAUUUCCUGUAUGACCUGAGCUGUUUUACAGAGUACUCUUUUGAUUAUUUUGCCUUUUCCUAUGUUUUUAACUAGCUAAUGUUGUCGUACAUUUUUAUGUACGAUUGUUACCUAAAUAAAAUCCAGGGUUUGUUUUUUUUUGUAGCA
Molecule: messenger RNA, 1932 nt
Organism: Pistacia vera
Lineage: Eukaryota; Viridiplantae; Streptophyta; Magnoliopsida; Sapindales; Anacardiaceae
Product: pyruvate kinase, cytosolic isozyme
Exons: 4
Coding region: 131-1663 (510 amino acids)
Biological process (GO): glycolytic process
Cellular component (GO): cytoplasm
Molecular function (GO): potassium ion binding; pyruvate kinase activity; magnesium ion binding
Source: RefSeq, a predicted model, not a curated record